CUGAGUCUUUCACAAGCUUCCCAUAGAUCUCAACAAACCCGCCCCCCUCUCUCUCUGCUUUCCCAUGUUUUCUUUUCUGAGUUUUUGAUCUCUAGCUAGCUCAAAAAUUAGCCAAGCGAAGAUAUGAAGAAGAUCAGUUUGCUAUUAAGGAAGUGCAAGAGCUUGUCAAGCCAGCUAGGGAGAUCUUCAUCGUAUAACAGUCUACGAUCCAAAUCGACUAGAGAAGAUUUGUAUGAUGGCAACAUCAUAAAUGAGAAUCAUCAGCAAACUACUAUAUUUGUUGGAAGCACCAGAAAGCGUUACGUGAUCAGCUCCAAGUACCUGAAGCAUCCUGUGUUGAAUGCUUUGAUCGAGAAGUCAUCGAAUAAGCGAAAUAACAAUCGAGGAGAUGAUCAUGAUCAUGAGGAUAUCUUGGUGAAGUGUGAGGUGGUUCUCUUUGAUCACUUGUUAUGGAUGCUGGAAAAUGGAGAUCCAAGCUUUGGUGGUACUUCAGAGUCUUUGGAGGAACUGGCUGCACUCUAUGAGUUCUAAUGUUGAUUGAAUAGAAUUGAUCAAGUUAGUUUUGAGACUGCGUCAAUUAAUUGGAACCUGUUUAAUGGUUUGGUUUCUCUUUAUGAUGCUAUUACUGAUUCUGUUUAGUUAGGCAUUCUUGUUCCGAGUUCUAACCCAUUGUGUUUAAUUUGAUAUUGGAUCAUGUGCUAGUGUGAUCAACUGAUCAUAUUUGUGGUUAACUAGUGGGGUUGCACUCUAUGAUAUUUCUUAAUGAUUUCUUAAAUACAAAAUCGUGUGUUAAUGUAUU
Rosa chinensis is the source of this 799-nucleotide messenger RNA. RefSeq names its product auxin-responsive protein SAUR78. Gene Ontology annotation, biological process: response to auxin. The transcript has a single exon. Bases 124 to 531 code for a protein of 135 amino acids. The record is from RefSeq and is a predicted model, not a curated record. NCBI's taxonomy places the organism in Eukaryota, Viridiplantae, Streptophyta, Magnoliopsida, Rosales, Rosaceae.